AUUGUAUGGUCACUUGGAAAUUGAGUUAGAUCUGCACAGACCGGGUCAUAGACGUCCUUCUGCGGCCAGCUUAACAGCCAAUAGACGGCCCGCUGGCGUACGCCAGAUGGGGGCAUUGAAAUGAUGCCACCUCGGCCCCCGCCGCACCUGUCAGGCGGCUGACAUCUUCGCAGUCAACAAGGUUAAGCGGCAGGGUAACGACCAAAUUGUUUGACACGCCAAACCAUGAACUUUGCACUCUCUUUUCAGCAGCAAAGACUCGACAAACUCUCGCUAUCCUUUUAACGACAAGUACGAAUGCCACGCCGGCUACACCACGAAGACUAUACCGUAGGAUGGGUUUGCGCGCUUGCUAUCGAGCUGGUAGCCGCCCAGGAAAUGCUCGACGAAGAGCAUGACACUCCCUCGUGCAACGCCCACGACACGAACAUCUACACCUGUGGACGAAUUGGGGAACACUAUGUCGUAAUUGCCUGUCUGCCUGAAGGGCGAAUGGGUACGACCUCGGCUGCGACGGUCGCAAAUCAGAUGAAAAUGGCCUUCACCUCGAUUCGUUUUGGUUUGAUGGUAGGCAUUGGAGGAGGCAUUCCCAGUGAACACGCAGACAUCCGGCUCGGGGAUGUGAUUGUCAGCAAGCCACAAAAGGUUCAUGGGGGAGUGGUUCAAUACGACUUUGGGAAGGCUACAAUAAGCGGGUUCGAGCGCACGGGAUUUCUCGACGGACCACCAACAGUGUUGCUGAAUGCAGUUACGAACUUGCGGGCCAAGCACAUGAGACGCAGGGGCAAGCUGUUGGAGUGCUUAUCUAAGCUUGACAGUCUACCAGAGUUCACGCGCGAAGCUGCCGGCGCAGAUGUUCUUUUCGAAGCGGAGUACCAACACGUUGGAGGGGCAACAUGCGAGAAUUGCAGUAAAGAAUAUGUGUUAGUUCGAGAGACACGACGACAUGAAGUAAUGGUACAUUACGGAACGAUUGCAUCAGGCAACGAGGUCAUCCAAGACGCUGCGGUAAGAGAUAGGGUCAGUGCCGACCUUGGCGGGGUACUGUGCUUCGAGAUGGAAGCGGCGGGUCUGAUGAAUAGCUUCCCGUGUCUGGUGAUACGUGGCAUCUCUGACUACGCCGACUCGCACAAGAACGAACAAUGGCAGCCGUACGCGGCAGCAACAGCCGCGGCAUACGCGAAGGAGUUGCUUUCUGUGAUUCCUGUGCUGGAGGUUAACAACACCCGUACAGCGAAGGAAGCCACCGAUGAGACCGGCGACCAUCCCGCUGGCUCAAGUGCUCCUGCAAAGCGUAGGAUGGAUGAUUCCUUGACAGAAUUGGAGGCUAGUCAUGGAAACCAACAAACCGUCACUCCAGUGGCCAAAGAAUGCCUCAGGUCGCUUGCAUUCCGUGAACAAGAGCAGAGAUACGACAACGUUCAUACCGCGCAACACACAUGUCAAUGGCUCCUCGAAGACCGUCAAUAUCGAGCUUGGUUGGACAGUCCUCGAGGACUGUUCUUGAUCAAGGGACACCCAGGGACCGGGAAGUCCGUGCUGAUCAAGUUCGCUGUCAAUGCAUUGCGUAAAGAAAAGCCUGACGGGCUUAUUGUGUCAUUCUUUAUACAUGGACAAGGCAACGACUUGCAACAUACCCCGUUGGGCAUAUUCCGCGCUCUCUUGAACUCCAUGCUUGAGCGAUUUCCAGAACACCUCUCCCAGCUCACGAACAUUUUCGAAGAACGAAACAGACGAUUUGGCGAUUACAAGGAAGGGAGAUGGGGAUGGACUGUCGGGGAGCUGCAAGACACCUUAUCCCAAGUUUUGAGGGAAGGAACGACGCAUGAACCUGUCACUAUAUUCAUUGAUGCACUUGACGAAUGUGGUGAAGAAGCUGCGAAAGGCUUGUUGACCUACCUCAACAAGCAAGCCGGGUGUGAGACAGCCCAGGUCAAGAUAUGCGUGUCAUCUAGGCACUAUCCGAUUCUCAGUCGUGACAACAUCCCAGGAGUGUUAGUAGAAGAACAUAAUGCCGCUGACAUCGCACGGUUCACUCAGGAUCGACUCGAGCGCAUUCAGUCAGCCGAUGAGCGCCGGCAAAUCGAACUCAAGAUCCGGCGUAAGGCCCAAGGCGGCUUUCAGUGGGUACUUCUGGUUACAGAAAUGAUGAUAGAUGGGGAUCUGAAGGGAUUAAAAUUAGAGAGGCUGCGCAAGAAGCUUGAUUCAUGCCCCGGGACUCUGAGCGAACUUUACGCUGCAAUCCUCAAUGAUGUCGCUGGAGCUGAGGAACGCCAGUUGACAAAGCUCUUUGAGUGGAUAUUAUUUGCCGAGAGACCUUUGUCUGCACAAGAGCUUCGAGAAGCUCUCGUAACGGAACCAGACAUGAGCUGUACAUCGAUCUCUGAAUUAAGAGAUCAUGACAGUUGGUCCGAUACACUAGAUGCCUUUGAGAGGCAUGUCAAGCACCUGUCCAAAGGCUUGGUCGAAUUUCAAACCCGUGAAUUCUGGGAGCUUUACGAUCCCGAAGGAGAGGACUGGAAUCGCGAGGCUCAACUAAUCCACCAAUCUGUGGCUGACUUUUUGCUGGAAAAAUUUCUUGCCCCCAAUUCUAUGGGCGACCCGCGCAUCCCGACGUCUCUGGGAGGUGCAGGUCAUUUCCGGAUUUCGAGGUCAUGCCUGAGAUACUUGACCUUGAAGGAAGUCCUGAACGAGGCUCAGUCACCUAGAGCAGCCCUUUCUUCCAAGUAUACGUUGGCACCAUACGCAGUACGGUACGCAUUCCAGCACAUUCGAAAGGUGGAGCAAGCGGGGAUUAUCCAGGAUGACCUUCUCUCAGCUAUGCAGUGGGCUUCUCGAUCUGAAAUCACACGAAAGCUCGCACAACUAUGGAGGACCCUGGAUCCCGAUAGCGCACAUACACCUUUAGGAUGGCCUUUCGAAGGCGCUACUGCACUGCACGUAUUGGCUGCCUGCGGUUCCAAGACUGCUUGUUCUACAGUUUUAAACAUCGGUCUUGGAGAGGUGGAUCGCAAAGACGCAAAUGGCAAUACUCCACUAAUGCUUGCUAUCAGAGAAAAGCACCAGGACAUAGCCUUGAUGUUGGUGGAUUCCUCUGUGGAGCGACGUUCCCUAUACCAUGAAAGAGGCGUCGGCGAUGUGCGCGAAAAUCUCAACGUUCGAGCUGAUGGUGCAGGGGAUUUGGAUGUCACCAACGACGAAGGUGAUACAGCCUUGACCAUUGCCUUGGACGAGAACGCUGGCGAGGUAAUCCUACGACUUAUCGAAGCGGGUGCAGAACUCAAGUACCUGGGGCAACACAGUGCGUUGGUCGCUCUGGCCAUCAGUAGCAGAAACAUGCCAGUCUUGGACAUCUUGAUUCAAAACCAGAUCAACCUCGACGGGGCAGUCUAUUUCGUCUUGGACGAUGAAUCGGCGCAGGGAGAUCCGAGUCUUCUGGGCCUCGUAUCAAAGCUACUGGAAGCUAAAGCCAACACCACCAAGUCGAAAGAAGGCCCAUUAUCUGGAUUCUCGGGUAGAUAUGACCAUCAUGCCCUCACUGUAGCCUCGAGAAGCGGUACGACGAAGAUGGUGGAUUUGCUACUCUCGUACGGCGCCUCAGCGACGGAUCAAAACGAGCGUGGGGAGACUCCCUUGAUGGCUGCUGUGAUCAACGGUCACAAGCAAAUUGUACAAACACUGCUGCAAAGUGCACCAUCGGCAGUAGAAAUUGCAGACGAGAAUGGCACUCCGGUCCUUUUCGCAGCAUUACAGAGUGGACAGCCGGAACUAUUAGACGUUCUACUCCGCCAAGGACACUUUUCAGAUCCAGUCCGAUCUCGCGAAAGCUUGUUCGUCGAGAUCAGUCGAAGAGGGCUAGCUAACAUGAUAACCUUCAUGCUUCAGAGAUACACCAUGGACCUGAACCUUCAAGACGAGAAUAGAUGCACGCCUCUCUUGUUAGCAGCGGAGAACGGCCAUUUGGAGGCAGUCAAGCUGCUGCUAAAAGAAAACGCAGAUCUUGAAACUCCAAACCAGGAUGGGUGGACACCACUUAUCUCAGCGUCAGAAAAAGGUUAUCUUGAGAUAGCUAAGUCACUUCUGGACAAAGGAGCUGAUUGGUCAACUGCUGCCAAAGAUCGCUGGACAGCGCUCAACGCAGCAUCAAGUAAUGGUC
Molecule: messenger RNA, 4156 nt
Organism: Macroventuria anomochaeta
Lineage: Eukaryota; Fungi; Ascomycota; Dothideomycetes; Pleosporales; Didymellaceae
Product: ankyrin
Exons: 4
Biological process (GO): nucleoside metabolic process
Molecular function (GO): catalytic activity; protein binding
Source: RefSeq, a predicted model, not a curated record